UGACAGAAAACUGAACCGACCACUACGGUUGACGAUACCGUUCCCACAACCUACCGUGCUGACUAGCCAGCUAGCUGCUGACGGGAGGAAAGCAGAACAGAUGAUGUCCAGGAUUCAAAAUAAAAUGUGUUGGAGCCGGGCCCUUCUCACUGGCUGGAUUCUGCUGCUGGUCCAGCUUCUGUGUUCAGAGGCAGUGCCCAUCGGUAUCGAUAAGACAAAAGUCAAAGAGCCGGAGAAAAAAAUUGAAGAGCCUCCAGCUAGUGUGGACACAGGACUCCACUAUGACCGCUACCUCAGGGAAGUCAUCGACUUUCUAGAGAAAGAUCAGCAUUUCAGAGAAAAGCUCCACAAUACAGACAUGGAAGACAUCAAGCAAGGUAAGCUUGCCAAAGAGCUGGACUUUGUCAGCCAUCAUGUCAGGACAAAGCUGGAUGAGUUGAAGAGGCAGGAGGUGAACCGUCUACGAACCCUGAUUAAGGCCAAGCAAGACAUUGAAGGAGGAAAUGAUAUUGCAGUAGACCACCAGGCUCUGCUGAAACAGUUUGAGUACUUGAACCAUAUGAACCCUCAUACCUUUGAAGUGGAUGACCUAGAUCGGCUCAUAAAAUCGGCCACUAAGGAUCUGGAGAACUAUGACAAAGAAAGACAUGAGGAGUUCAAGAGGUACGAAAUGAUGAAAGAGCACGACAGACGGGAACACCUGAAAACACUGGAUGAGGAAGAAAGAAAGAAAGAGGAAGAACACUAUGAGGAAAUGAGGAAGAAGCAUGCUGACCACCCGAAAGUCAACCACCCAGGUAGCCAGAAUCAGCUGAAGGAGGUGUGGGAGGAGGCUGAUGGCUUAGACCCUGAAGAUUUUGACCCUAAGACCUUUUUCAACUUGCAUGAUACCAAUGGAGAUGGCUUCUUUGAUGAACAGGAACUGGAGGCAUUGUUCACCAAAGAGUUGGAAAAAAUCUAUGAUCCCACCAACGAAGAGGAUGAUAUGGUGGAGAUGGAGGAAGAGAGGCUGCGUAUGAGAGAACAUGUUAUGAACGAGGUGGACACUAACAAAGACAGACUGGUCUCUUUAGAUGAGUUCCUGGUUGCUACAAAGAAAAAAGAAUUUUUGGAGCCAGACAGUUGGGAGACCCUGGAGCAGAACCAGGCUUACACAGAUGAGGAGAUGAGGGAGUUUGAGGAGCAUCUUGCACAGCAGGAACAGGACCUCAACCAGAAGGCUGUGGACCUCCAGAAACAGAGAGAUGAGCUGGAGAGACAACAGGAGCAGCUUAAUGCACAGAAAAUAGAGCUGCAACAGGCAGUCGAGCACAUGGAAAGGCUGAAAUCACAGAAAGUAGAACCCCCUCCAGAGGUUCACGUUGAAGGAAACGCUAUCCCAGAGAUGCAUCCAGUGGACAAUCAGUUGCAUCCUGAACAAGAGGCCCAAGCACAAGGGCAUCAACCAGCACCCCAAGCUCCUCAAGAUACACCUCAGGAACACCAUGAACAACAACAACAGCAAGACCUGGCCCAGCAAGGUCUCCCCCAGACACACCAGGAUGUACCACCAGGCCACCAAGAAGUUGCACAGGGCCAGCAUAACCUGCCAUAACAAUUUUGUCAGAACUUGAGCCUCCACUAUCAGACUUUUACAGCACCUCUGCUCCAGUGUGCAGAGGAGCAUUCCCCCUAAGAUUUAGGCCUCUUUAACCAGCAUGACUUAGGGGUUUGGAGGACACUUGAGAUGAAGGCGAGCAGCACAAACUGAAUCUCUGUUGAAUGAUGCCAGUGUUUGAUAAUAGCUGUAAUCUUUGGAUUACAUAACAGAAUUAUGAUACCAACCAAGACAUGCAUCUUAAAAUGUGCAUACUUAGUUUGGUGACAAUACAAAUGCUAACAAAUGUUUGAUAUUACAAUUAUACAGAAAUAUAAUUUGAACUCUCUUGAACUGCUGUUUGCUGUUCAAAAUACAGAACCUCUAAAAUGCUACUGGCUCCACAACCUGAUAGGUUUAAUGCAAGGACCUGUUGGAUAUGUUCAGUGCAGCUGCUAAGGGCGGUAAGAUGUAAAAAUUAAUUUUUAUGUUAUCAUUUUGACUUAAAAUUUCUGACUUGACAAGAUAAAUAUAUCCCCAAACGUCCUGAAAAGAGAUUAGUUUACAUGUGUGGCUUGUGGUGAAAAGCGUUUCACUGGACUUUAUCAAAAAAAAUUUUUUAAAUUGAGUGCAAGAUUAUCUAUUAUUACAAGAGAGCCGCUAUUGCAGUUUCAACCAAUAUACAGAAUUUUGAAGCCCUAAUAAAACCAUUCCACCAAAAAAGGCAAAAUAAGGACUUCUUGAUGCAAACAGGCACAGUAUCAUGUAACCAUAAUGUACUACAAGGGUUCAGAUCUUUGUAGAAGAGGCAUUUCAUUUUCACCUCCAGCUGCCACUGUCACCAGAUUUUACGAUCUUUAGACCAGAAGCACCCUCAUGACUCGAAGUUGCUCACAGUCUUUAUACUUUUGUCAAGAAAUCAUUUUACCAAAACUUUUGCUACUUUCUUAAUGGACAUCGUGGUUGCUGUCAUAAUGUGUCAGAUGUUUACCUGUCUUAAAACAUUGUUUUUUUUGUUAGGUAUAGUCAGAUUUUCUGAGUUUUCUCAGUUGUAGAAAAUGUGUGCUCUGCCUAAAAACAAAUCAGGUACAGGACAUUUCAGAACUGGCCAUUUUUGGGCCACACUUGCAGCUGAACUCUGCUGAUUUUGUUGCUAAAAUAAAUUCUAGGUUCUAUAAAUAAAGACAGAUGUGAAAUCACCCUACAAACAACAAACAUUUCCCCCUAAAUUCUUACAACCUUAAGUCCCGCAGAUGCUUAAAUGGAAGUUUGCAGUUAGUUACAGUGUGGCAGUAAGUUUCUGCAAAUUGUAAUUUCUAAAGAAAUUAUAGUUUGCAAAUUUAAAGAGCAAAUUUGUUUUGUUACGCAUAGCAGUACAAUGGGCAUUUCAAUUUUGGCCUGUUCAAAUUCUGAUAAUUUUAAUUUAUCGUGAUUUUUAUUUAAUAAAACCAUUUCAAUGGUAAGAUCAUUUUAUCAAUUAGGAUAUAGACAUUUAGUCUGGUGCCUUGCAUCAGAUUAUUUUUCUGAAACAACCGCUGGAUGUGUUCUAUUAGCUCAGUUAAUUGAAAGAUUUCAUUUGAAAAAUGGUAAAUCUGAGUAAGAAUUAAAUCAGAUAUUGCCAGUGUCAUAUUAAAAGUGCAGCAGUAUUUUUAAGUCAAAGUCUGUUAUCAUGAGAACCUUUGAGUUUCUUUGCAUUCAGUUCACAUCAAUGUGUUAGGCACCAGAUGUAUAUUACUUGGUCUUUAUUUGAACAACAUGGCAUAUUUUUUCCCAAAAAGAAAGUUUGGAGUAAUUGCUGUGCUUUUUUUCAUGUAAUGUUGUGGUUUCUUUUAGCUGGCAGACUGUAGCGCUGGGGAACAGGUGUUGACUUAUUGCCACUUUUUACUAAAGGCUUUGUUUGCAUCCAGUCGACAGCUCUGCCUUACUGUGGUUUUACUUUAUACAAAAUUUUGACAUGGAAUACAUGCUUUUCUUUUUUUUUCCGAAUGUUUUCUGUGUGCCAAGUGUUCCUUUAAAACAAUACUGCAUCAUAAUUUGCACAAAAUGUACAAGUGGUGUUUCUGAUCGCUUGCUGCUGGAUGAAAUGGUCAUUUGACGAUACUUUACACCUCAGUUCAAGAUAAUAAAACAGAUAUGACCUUUCA
Toxotes jaculatrix (banded archerfish) is the source of this 3720-nucleotide messenger RNA. It is a transcript of the gene nucb2a, whose product is annotated as nucleobindin 2a. The coding region runs from base 101 to 1594 and encodes 497 amino acids. Lineage: Eukaryota; Metazoa; Chordata; Actinopteri; Toxotidae. Gene Ontology annotation, cellular component: endoplasmic reticulum-Golgi intermediate compartment; extracellular exosome. Gene Ontology annotation, molecular function: calcium ion binding. The transcript has 13 exons. The record is from RefSeq and is a predicted model, not a curated record.